UUACUUUCUUUUCAAACUGUAACAUAAUCACGCUUAUAUGGUUAAUAUAUGGAGGAUUUAUCAUUUUGCUUAAAAUUCGAGUAUCGACUUGCCCUAUGUAAGGAGUAGGACUCUGGGACUGUGAUCUUGACUACAACCAGUCGAUUUGUUACAAACACCCGAAAUGGAAACAAACCCACCACCAUUAAAACCUUUAACACCACAAGAAUGGGAAUCUUUAAUCGAUGACCACCGUCACCACCGUUGGAUCUCAUCCAAUUACACCGGUCUCCCUCUCCUCGAUCUUUCUCUCUCUUCAAUCCUCCGUAAAGACUUCCCUAUCUCUCUAAAACUCAACAUUAUCAUCUUCCUUGAAGAAAAUUUCACAACUUUGUCAAUACCCAUUUCGGAACAACCCCUCACGCGCCUAGUUGAUACUCUACGCGCCGUCGUCAAUUCUCCAAACGACGCCGUUUCGGUAUCUUUUUCGCUUAAAGAACAGGUACUUGUGUCUUUCACUUCUAUACUUAUAUUGUGUACAAUUAAUUGUUGUAAUAAUGAUGAUGACGAUAAAAAUGGUCAAAACCCUAGGUUGACUUUUGUAAGUCAGCUAGAGGGUUUGCUUGAUGUGUUAUUGACUGUUGUAAACCGCCCGAAUCACGGGUUAGAUAGGAGUUUAAGGGGUGUGGCGUGUGAGUGUUUGAGGGAAUUGGAGAGCGAAUGUCCCGGUUUGUUGUCCGAAAUUGUUGGGAGUCUGUGGGAAUUGUGUCAGAAUGAGAAAACUCAUGUGGGUCAGAGUUAUGUUUUGUUGUUAGCCAAUGUGGUUCAUGGGAUUGUGGUUUCCAAGGUGAAUGUGUCGUUUUUAGGGACUGGGGUUCCGUUGACACCGUUUAGUGUUCCUCGGUUUUUGAUAGGAGAGAGUGGUUCAGGAAGGGAUAAUGGUGGGUUGGCAGUUAAGGAGUUGAGGAGGGUGAUGUCGUUUUUGCUUGAAUGGCCGCAGUAUCUGACUCCUUUUGGGUUGUUUGAGUUCAUGUCAAUUAUAAUGCCGGUGGCGGUGGCACUGGAGUUGCAGGCCUCUUUGUUGAAAGUGCAGUUUUCGGGGUUGCUUUAUAUGUUUGAUAUGUUGCUGUGUCAUGCGUUUAUAGGGAUGUAUUUACAGUUUCCUGAAGCGUUUAAUGGAUAUGAGAAUGAGGUUAUUAGUCGCCUUUUACUGAUUUCCAGGGAAACACAACAUGUUUUGGUUUUUAGAUUGCUUUCACUUCACUGGUUGUUGGGAUUCAUGGGUUUGGUGAUGUCAAAGAGGAAGGUGAUUAAAGAGAGGAUUUUUGCAACAGCUAUAAGGUUUUACCCGAGUGUGUUUGAUCCACUUGCUUUGAAAGCAUUAAAGCUUGACUUGAUUGCAUAUUGUUCGAUCAUACUUGAUAUGUCUAGAUUUGCCAAUGCAAAUGGUGAAAUGGUUUCAGAUGUGGAUAGCUCUGAAGUGUCUGUGGUGAAGCUAUUCGAAGAUGGUCUUGAGUCUGUAUCUGGUUUCAAGUGGUUGCCACCGUGGAGCACAGAAACUUCUGUUGCAUUUCGCACCUUUCAUAAGCUUUUGAUAGGCGCCUCUUCCCAUUCUGAUACUGGUUCUUCCACCAAAGUUCUCGUGGAGUCGACAAUCUUCCAUGCUACAGAGAAGAUGUUGGUGACUAUGACCUUAGAGUCUCAGGGAUUAAUUCCCGUCAUAGAAGCUUUCAUUAACCGAUUGCUCCGGUGUAACAAGCACCGCCUUCUUGGAGAGCGCCUACUUCAGACAUUUAACAAUCAUUUGCUUCCAAAAGUUGACAUAGACUAUCGACUGGGAUCUUAUUUUCCACUUUUUGAAAAAAUUGCUGAAAGUGAGACAGUUCCACCAGGUGGUUUGCUAGACCUGUAUGGUAAAUACAUGCGGACUUUAGUCGAAAAACAUGGUCCAGACACAGGUUUGAGAUCAUGGUCUCAAGGAAGUAAAGUUCUUGUUCUUUGUCGGACAAUAUUGAUGCACCACCAGAGCUCUCGAUUCUUCCUUGGACUAUCUCGUCUCCUUGCAUUCACUUGCCUUCACUUUCCAGAUCUUGAAGUCCGUGACAAUGCAAGAAUAUACUUGCGGAUGCUGCUCUGUGUACCAGGAAAUAAGCUCAGACAUUUACUGAGCACUGGAGAUCAGCACCCAUCUUCUCAUUCCACUUCAUUCUUCAGUGUUCAAUCUCCUCGAUUUUCUUAUGAUCCAAAAAAAUUAAAAGAUAUUUCAUCCUACAUCCACAUUGAACGGGUGGUUCCAUUAUUAGUCAAACAAUCCUGGUCCUUGUCUUUAAACUCCUUUGGCGUUAGUGGUGACAAGCCCCGUUAUAUGGAAGUCAUCACAGACACUAAUACCUCAUCAUGGCAACCGGAGACACCCGAUGACAAUGCCGAAGUCUCAACUAUCCCUGCAAUUGAAGGACCCAAUCAGUCACGGGAACCCUUGCGUGUUACAGAUUCUAAAGUUUCAGAAAUUGUUGAAAUAUUACGGAGAUAUUUUUCAUUAAUUCCUGAUUUCAGACAUAUGUCUAGUAUCAAAAUUGGAAUAUCAUGUACUCUGAGCUUUCAAUCAGAACCUUUUAAUCGAGUAUGGAAAAACAAUGCAUCUACUGAAAUCGACGGGGUUACUGCGUUGUAUGCUACAGUGCUCAAAUUUUCUUCUUCGGCACCAUUCGGGUCUAUUCAACCUUGCCGCAUACCUUUUCUUCUUGGCGAACCCACCAAAAACGACAUACCUUCAAGUCAAAGUCAAACUGAUUCUCUAGAUAUUGUUCCUGUUGGCAAUGGUGCUGCAGAAGAAGAGAAAGAAAGCUUCAAAGCUCCCGUUUUAAUUGAGUUGCAACCAAAGGAACCAACACCGGGUCUUAUUGACGUGUCCAUAGAAACAAAUGCAGAGAAUGGUCAGAUCAUCUCUGGUCAGCUUCAGAGCAUUACUGUGGGCAUUGAGGACAUGUUUCUUAAAGCUAUAGUUCCAGAUGGCAUUCAUGAUGAUGAUAUGCCUCAAUAUUAUGUAAAUUUAUUUAAUGCAUUAUGGGAAGCAUGUAGUAGUUCAUCCAGCACUGGGAGAGAGACCUUUCCUUUAAAAGGAGGUAAAGGGUUUAUAGCUGUCAAUGGAACACGUUCUGUUAAGUUUCUUGAAGUUUCAGCAACUUCAUUAAUUCAAGCAGUUGAGAAGAACUUAUCGGAUUUUGUUGUUAAUGUCAUUGGUGAUUCACUCAUUAAUGUUGUCAAGCACAGAGGGGUCAUAAGUGACACUGUUUGGAACGAUGAUGCUUCAGGUUCGGGUCUUGAUGUUGUUGCUGUGGAUCCUAAUAUAGUGGAGGGACCACUUUAUCUUAAGUAUGACAAGGAGGAAGAUGACAGAGGGAGUAACCUACACUUGAAUAAAAGAAACAUGGGCCGGUUUCAUAUUUUGAUAUUCCUUCCUCCAACGUCUCAUCUUCUUUUUCAAAUGGAAGUUGGGGUUAGUUCGACUCUAGUUAGGAUACGAACAGAUCAUUGGCCAUGCCUUGCUUAUAUUGAUGAUUAUUUGGAAGCUUUAUUUUUUACUUAGAGGUACUUUUGCAUGGAAUUCUUUUCUUUUUUAUCCUAUAGUUUCCUAUGUGGAACAUUUUCUCCACGCGUGGCAAAUAUUUGCAUUUCAGGAUCGGUUAGCAGGAACCAAAUUUGGGUUGUAAGGGUCGUUUUUGGUAUGGGUCAGGGUUGGGCCGUCCCGCAAACUCUCUUAUUUCUAUUUAUUUCUAUUCUUAAGUUUUCCUUAAAUACCAAUCCCUCUAUUGAUGGCUGGUUUUUAUUUCCAUUCUGUAUUAUUCUAAAAUGUAUUAAUCAAGAUUCCAACCACCACUUCAUUGAUAA
Messenger RNA from Erigeron canadensis, 3870 nucleotides. RefSeq lists its product as uncharacterized. Gene Ontology annotation, biological process: endosomal transport. The record is from RefSeq and is a predicted model, not a curated record. NCBI's taxonomy places the organism in Eukaryota, Viridiplantae, Streptophyta, Magnoliopsida, Asterales, Asteraceae. The coding region runs from base 164 to 3568 and encodes 1134 amino acids. Gene Ontology annotation, cellular component: AP-type membrane coat adaptor complex. The transcript is spliced from 3 exons.